AUGGGUAAGGCAGGCAAGGGAACAGGAUCCUUUGGUAAGCGAAAUGGGAAGAGUCAUUUUCUUUGCAUAAGAUGUGGAAAGAGAAGUUAUCAUUUACAAAAAAAAAGAUGUGCUUCUUGUGGCUACCCUAGUGCUAAAAAAAGAAAAUUUAACUGGUCAGUAAAAGCAAAAAGAAGAAAUACAAUGGGUACUGGUAGGUUAAGAUAUAUUAAAACUUUGAGAAGAAAACUGAAAAAUAAAUUCCCUGAGGGAAGUACACCAAAACCUAAGCAGAGAUGA
This is a messenger RNA of Plasmodium malariae, 279 nucleotides long. RefSeq names its product 60S ribosomal protein L37, putative (gene RPL37). Gene Ontology annotation, molecular function: RNA binding; structural constituent of ribosome. Gene Ontology annotation, cellular component: ribosome; cytosolic large ribosomal subunit. NCBI's taxonomy places the organism in Eukaryota, Apicomplexa, Aconoidasida, Haemosporida, Plasmodiidae. Gene Ontology annotation, biological process: translation. Bases 1 to 279 code for a protein of 92 amino acids. The transcript has a single exon. The record is from RefSeq and is a predicted model, not a curated record.